Molecule: messenger RNA, 2685 nt
Organism: Anastrepha ludens (Mexican fruit fly)
Lineage: Eukaryota; Metazoa; Arthropoda; Insecta; Diptera; Tephritidae
Exons: 1
Coding region: 1-2685 (894 amino acids)
Molecular function (GO): nucleic acid binding; zinc ion binding
Source: RefSeq, a predicted model, not a curated record
AUGGAGCCUCACAAUAUACCUGCGGAUACGUCACCACCAUCAACAACCCCCUUUAGAGAAAGCGAUUCGGUGCAUCAUGAGGCGGGAACACCACGAACUUCCCAAUCCGUGUGGUCUCAGGCUAAUGAUGCGUCUGCUCAUUUGAAAACGCAAAAUGAGUACCGCAUCAAGGUCAAACAGCGUCAACAAAUUCUGGAUAGAAUCAACAUCGAACGCAUACUUCCGCAUCUUAGCAAUAUUUCCGUGCACGAGCUCGAGGCAAAAUUAUCGGUACUGGAACGUCAGUACGAAUCAUUUCACCAUCUACAAUCAGAAUUGGAGCUAAUGAACGAUGAAGAACUCAAUCAACCACAUCGGGAUACAUUCGAUGAAUCCUUUUGUGCGGCGAAGGCAAUAAUAGUGCAGCGCAUAAAUGUGCUUAACCCCGCACGCCGAGAAACUAUAUUCAACAGCACAGCGAUUGCAUCUCCGUCACAUCGAGUCAACCUUCCGAAGCUUCAACUCACGAAAUUCAAUGGUCAUCAUCGAAAUUGGAUGGAUUUUUAUAACAUGUUUUUAGCGCUCGUUCACAACAACAGCCAAUUAGCAAACAUCGAGAAGUUUCAGUACCUUCGAUCAUGUCUCGUCGACUCAGCAGCUAGCCUAAUACAAUCGUUUGAGGUGACCGAUGAAAAUUAUAUCAAGGCGUUGGAUCUGUUACGGUCUAGAUAUGGAAACAAGCGGGUAAUUUUCCAAGCUCAUAUCCAACAUAUUUUCGAAGUACAGGGAGAAACAAGGCCGAAUGCAUCAUCUAUGAGGGCGUUCAUAGACGUCGUCAAUACCAAUUUACGAGCUGUGCAAUCACUAGCUUCAAAUCAGCAAGUGUCAGAUGGCAUACUCUUGCAUCUGGUAUCCUCAAAGCUCAAUACAGACACGAAGGCCAAGUGGGAGGAAGAGGUUACCCACUUGUUUGAUCAGCGAUCAACUGCCAUGAGUUUUCAUCUGCCCACUUGGGAGGACUUAGCAAAAUUCUUAAAACGUCGUUGUCAAAUUGCAGAUAUUUUGGAAGCCGGGCAGCCUAAAACAAUCAUACCAAGAACUCAGCUAACAACACAUAGGCACAACAAACGUGACGAAAAAUGGGCUAUGGUGACUACCAAACAAGCAAAGUGUGAAUUUUGCAAUGCGGUUCCCCAUCAUAAUGCCUUCAAAUGCGACACGUUCCGUGCAAUGGAUCCACUUGCAAGAUAUAACUGUGUGAAAAGACUGAACUUGUGCUUGAAUUGCCUUGGAUCAGGUCAUAAAUCGAAUGAUUGUCCUUCAGUCAAUCUCUGUAAACACUGCAAUGUAAAACAUCAUACACUAUUACAUCGAAAUGAUUCAGCCAUUACCAACAUAUCACCGAGAGCAGGUUUGCUCUCAUCAUCUGCUCUUAAGGUGAGUCUCGAUCAAUCAGAAGUUAUUGGAACAGCAAUUAUUCAUGUUUUUAAUUCUCGGGGAGAGAGCAUCCGAGCUCGCGCUCUGCUAGAUUCCGGAUCUCAACUGCAUUUCAUCACGGAGAAAUUGGCACAACAUUUAAGAGUAACUCAAAAGGGCGUAGAUAUUGACGUCAGUGGAAUAGGUCAAAGGAGAGCAAAGGCACAACAUUUAUGUUGCAUAACGAUUAAAUCUCUAACCGAAGAGUAUAGUGCUACCAUUGAUGCACUAAUCAUACCAUCCAUUACGUCAUGUCAACCUAGUCGUCGCACCGAUCAGUCAACCAUUUCGAUUCCAGAUACCAUUUCCAUCGCUGAUCCGACAUUCAACAUACCAGGACAGAUUGACAUACUCAUUGGAGCAGGAUUAUUUUUUGAGAUACUUAGUAAGGGCCAAAUACGUCUCAAUGGUCCAGUAAUACAAAAUACCAAAUUUGGUUGGGUGGUUGCAGGUGCAAUUCCUGCGCACGUAAUAUCAGCAGCUGAUCCAUCACCUCCAUACAAAGCAUUCACAUCAGUCACAUCAGAGUCCAUUUUAGAUAAGCUCCUGGAAAGGUUUUGGGCCAUCGAAGACAUUCAGGCAUCGUCAUCGUCGAUUCUAUCAUCGGAUGAGCUCGAAUGUGAAUCCUAUUUCAGAUCUACUACUCACAGGUGUCCCGUUACCAAUAAGUUCAUUGUUCGCCUUCCAUUUCGUGAAGACCCGCAUCACCUGGGUGGUUCAGAAGAAACCGCAGGCAAAAUAACGUUUUCGUUAGAAUCCAAACUGAAUCAAAACUCAAAUCUUCGCAGAGAUUACAAUGAAUUCAUGGAAGAGUAUAUCAAUAUGAAGCAUAUGAUUCCAGUUAAUUUAGAAUAUUCACCAAGAAAUCGCCUUAACUAUAUUCCCCACCACGGGGUCACAAAACUUGAUAGCUCGACUACUAAGCUGCGGGUAGUCUUUGACGCCUCCUGCAAAACCUCAAAUGGAUAUUGCCUAAACGAUAUGUUGAGAGUUGGUCCCCAGCUACAAGAUACGAUAUUCACAAUUUUGACCCGAUUCAGAAGACACAAAUGUGUCAUUAUUGCUGACAUUACCAAAAUGUAUAGGCAAAUCUGGGUCGACGAACGAGAUACCCAAUGGCAAUGCAUUAUCUGGCGCCCUACCUCUCAACAACCACUUACCACAUAUCAGCUACAAACAGUUACUUAUGGUACUAGUUGCGCACCGUACCUUGCUGUAAAAUGCCUUUAA